Molecule: messenger RNA, 1531 nt
Organism: Danio aesculapii
Lineage: Eukaryota; Metazoa; Chordata; Actinopteri; Cypriniformes; Danionidae
Gene: degs1
Product: delta(4)-desaturase, sphingolipid 1
Exons: 3
Coding region: 173-1144 (323 amino acids)
Biological process (GO): ceramide biosynthetic process
Cellular component (GO): membrane
Molecular function (GO): sphingolipid delta-4 desaturase activity
Source: RefSeq, a predicted model, not a curated record
GUCUGCGUAGUGCGCGAACAGCAGUCGUGAGAUCUUCUGGAAGGAAGGAGGCUCAAUGAGGAAGAUGAGGAACGGUCGCAGAUAUUAGACCCGCGUGAGGAAACCGUCAAUUUCCUGACCAUCACAUCCCGAGAAAAAAAUCCCGCAUAAUAACCGCUAGAUCAGCGCCAAAAUGGGGAAUCGCGUGGCGCGCGAGGAUUUCGAGUGGGUUUACACGGACCAGCCGCACGCCGACCGGAGGAAAGAGAUUCUGGCUAAAUACCCAGAGAUCAAGUCUCUGAUGGGCCCUGACCCCAGGCUCAAAUGGAUAGUCUGCACGAUGGUCGCCGUCCAGUUUUUGGCCUUCUACCUGGUGAAGGAUCUGUCCUGGAAAUGGGUGUUUUUCUGGACAUAUGCAUUUGGGAGUUGCAUAAACCAUUCAAUGACACUAGCCAUCCACGAGAUCUCUCACAACACCGCUUUCGGCAAUAACCGAGCCAAGUGGAACCGUUGGUUCGCCAUUUUCGCCAAUCUGCCUAUAGGAUUACCGUACUCUGCUUCUUUUAAACGCUACCAUCUGGACCACCACCGCUACUUAGGUGGAGAUGGUGUGGACGUGGACAUCCCCACUGACUUUGAGGGCUGGUUUUUUUGCACGCGUAUACGCAAGCUGUUCUGGAUCAUGUUCCAGCCACUGUUUUACGCCAUCCGGCCACUCUGCAUCAACCCAAAACCCAUCAGCCAGCUGGAGCUCCUGAACGUGGCCAUCCAGCUGUCCUUCAACGCGCUCCUCUACUGGAGCUGGGGGGCCAAACCUGUGGUCUACAUGAUGAUGGGCUCGAUGCUGGGCAUGGGGCUCCAUCCCAUCUCAGGACACUUCAUCGCUGAACAUUACAUGUUCCUCAAAGGCCACGAGACCUACUCUUACUACGGCUCUCUGAACCUGCUGACGUUCAACGUCGGCUACCACAACGAGCAUCACGACUUCCCUAGUAUUCCUGGACGACGACUGCCAAUGGUGAAGGAGAUCGCAUCAGAGUACUACAGAGAUCUGCCGUGCUACAGCUCAUGGAUAACAGUGCUGUACGACUUCAUCAUGGACGACCAGUUGAGUCCGUAUUCACGAGUCAAGCGAAAACUCAUCGGAGACGUCAAGCAGGAGUGACUGAACACACACUCCGGUACCACACAGGCUUUUAGCAAACACCUCAUUCAUUUUAAAGCUUCACCAAACCCUCUGAGACUCUCAUUACUGCAGCAGGAGUCAUUUCCUGCUCUACAGUCUUUUAUUUACGCUGUGUAUGAGUGAACAGGUCAUGUUCAGUGUUCAUCACAGCGUCCUCUAUAAUACAGCACGCUCAUCUUCAGGAGGAAAUCAGUGUGUUUUUACAGUACCUGUAGAAUGCUGAUAGAGCGAGCGAGCGCAGUGUGUGUGUUCAUUAUUUAACAUUUAGAAUUGCUUUUAUAAUUGACGUCGACUAAAAACAGCUUUACUGAUCUGGAGUCUGAAUGUUACCAAUGUUAAUAUAAAUAAAUCUCUAUAUUCUCUACA